UCUAGGGGUUGCAGGUGUACCAUCUUGCAACUUUCAUUUUGGAGUUUACUUAGUUACCGGGCAUUCUCCGACGUUGGAGUGUCUUGCCAGGCGGCCCUUCAUGUGCUUGCUAAGCAGCACAGUGACGUCUCCCCGUGCUCUGAACGGGACAUGCCGACAGGUUUGCUGGGAACAGGACUUCUAUAAGGACCAAUAUGUCUGGAAGGCUGUGGUCCAAGGCCAUUUUUGCUGGCUAUAAGCGGGGUCUCCGGAACCAGAGGGAGCACACGGCGCUUCUUAAAAUUGAAGGUGUUUAUGCUCGAGAUGAAACAGAAUUCUAUCUAGGCAAGAGAUGUGCUUACGUGUACAAAGCAAAGAACAACACGGUGACUCCUGGUGGCAAACCAAACAAAACCAGAGUAAUCUGGGGAAAGGUAACUCGUGCUCAUGGAAACAGUGGAAUGGUUCGUGCUAAAUUCCGAAGCAACCUUCCUGCUAAGGCUAUUGGACACAGAAUCCGUGUAGUAAGUACAAUUAUAAGCAAAAUACUUGUUGAGUCAAACUAAGCUCAAGGUGUUGGA
Myotis davidii is the source of this 560-nucleotide messenger RNA. RefSeq names its product ribosomal protein L35a (gene RPL35A). The transcript is spliced from 4 exons. The coding region runs from base 195 to 545 and encodes 116 amino acids. Lineage: Eukaryota; Metazoa; Chordata; Mammalia; Chiroptera; Vespertilionidae. Gene Ontology annotation, biological process: ribosomal large subunit biogenesis; cytoplasmic translation. Gene Ontology annotation, molecular function: structural constituent of ribosome. Gene Ontology annotation, cellular component: cytosolic large ribosomal subunit; ribosome. The record is from RefSeq and is a predicted model, not a curated record.